AUGGUCAAGUAAAAAUGUGGAUACUUUUCUUUUGUCGUCUUUCAUAAUCAUCACUAGCAUGUGCUCCCCUUUAAUCCACCAUUAAUCCCCGUACCCCUACGCCUACGCCCACUACCCUACCACCCCCUAUUCGAGAGAAUAAAAAGACUUUCUAUAUCCUGUGUUUAUUUCACAAUUCAGAUCUACUAAUGAAGCGGCAAUUCGACGCCGGAGAUACCCAUUUCGCCGGCGGCGAUGAGUUGAAGAAGAUGAAGAAGCAGAUUGUAGAACUAGGAGAAGAGAAGAAGUUGCCGAUGAAGCGGCAAUUCGACGGCAAAAACGGCGACGUGAAGAAGAAGAUGAAGCAAGUCAUAGAUUCGUCAGUAGAAGAAAAGGCUAAGGCAAAGGGAAAAUCAGAUGAUGCAGAAGUGGAAGCGGAAGCGGAAGCGGUGUUGUUAGAUGAGAAUCUGUUAUACGAAGUACUCAAACACGUAGACGGGCGCACGUUAGCAACAGCAGCGUGCGUUAGCAAGCAAUGGAACCAAACGGCGUUAGAUGAACGUCUUUGGGAACUCAUCUGCACAAAACACAACCGUAAUCAACAGCAACAGCUCCGCGCCGUCGUCUUAGCUCUCGGCGGUUUUCGCCGUCUCUACUCUCUCUACCUCUGGCCACUCUCAAAGCCUUCGCCGUUACCGUCAACUCCGUCGUCUUCCGCCUGGCCAUGCCUUCCACCGCCGCCGGCAAAUCGGCCGUUGAAAUACGCAGCUCCGAAUACUAGAUGGGGAAAAGACGAAGUUAACCUCUCGCUAUCACUGCUAUCAAUUCGGUAUUAUGAGAAGAUGAAUUUCAAAUCUAAUAAAUCAACUUAAUUGAUUACAAUUCAAUUUCCAUAUUUGACAUUAUAUCAUUAUCCUAAAUUUUCAGCUUAAUUAUGGUUUGUGCUUUUUCACUGUAUUGAAUCAUUUAUGCUUUAGAUCUACUAUAUGUUUUAUGUAACAUAAUUCAUAUGUAUGCUUUUGAUUUUCCAAGCUGUUAAUGUAUAGUGAGGCCUGAUUAGUUCAAGUUAA
Capsicum annuum is the source of this 1049-nucleotide messenger RNA. Its product is annotated as F-box protein GID2. Lineage: Eukaryota; Viridiplantae; Streptophyta; Magnoliopsida; Solanales; Solanaceae. Gene Ontology annotation, cellular component: SCF ubiquitin ligase complex. Gene Ontology annotation, molecular function: protein binding. The transcript has a single exon. Gene Ontology annotation, biological process: regulation of gibberellic acid mediated signaling pathway. The record is from RefSeq and is a predicted model, not a curated record. Bases 189 to 851 code for a protein of 220 amino acids.